Messenger RNA from Trachemys scripta elegans, 4524 nucleotides. Its product is annotated as zinc finger protein 501-like. The transcript is spliced from 3 exons. Gene Ontology annotation, cellular component: nucleus. Bases 16 to 1437 code for a protein of 473 amino acids. Gene Ontology annotation, biological process: regulation of transcription by RNA polymerase II. Gene Ontology annotation, molecular function: RNA polymerase II cis-regulatory region sequence-specific DNA binding; DNA-binding transcription activator activity, RNA polymerase II-specific. NCBI's taxonomy places the organism in Eukaryota, Metazoa, Chordata, Testudines, Emydidae. The record is from RefSeq and is a predicted model, not a curated record.
UUCCCUGCUCUGGGCAUGCGCAGAUCGCGGGGGGGGGGCAGAGUUACGCAUGCGCAGAGGCAGAGCUCGCAGAGGCGCUGUUUCCCAGAGCAGCGGGCACGUGCCCCCACAAGGGAGGUUCCGACUGAGCCGGGGAGACCUUCCUUAACCGCUGGGGCCGCGCCGGGCUCUGCCCGCCCCGCUGCGGCGCUGCAGCCUCCAGGGUUUCCAGUUUCCAAACCUGAUGUGAUGUCGCAUCUGGGACGAGGGAAAGCGCCGUGGGUCCCAAACCUCCAGGGCUCUGAGAAAGAAGUGCUCCCGAGAGCUGCCUGCACAGGGAGUGACCUACAUCUGGAUUCUCUCUGUCACCCAUCAGGUCUUGGGAUGGUGAGUGAGAAUGAGGAAGAGAAACCCCGGCAGGAGGAUGCUGAGCAAGUAGAACCACAUGGGACGUUAUCAGAAAGAUCCAAAGGGAAUGUUUCUGGGAGUUGUGCACUCCCAGAAAAAGCAAAAGGCUGUGAGAGUCAGCAGAGGCCAGAGGAAAACUUGAGCCACUCAGACCUUAUUACACGUGAGAGAAUCAACUUGGAAGAGACACGCUACACAUGCCAUGAGUGUGGGAAAAGCUUCAAUGGGAGCUCAGACCUUUUCACACAUCAGAGAAUCCACAGAGGAGAGAGACCCUACAUGUGCUCUGAGUGUGGGAAAAGCUUCAGUCGGAGCUCAGCCCUUAUCACACAUUGUAGAAUCCACACAGGAGAGAAACCCUACACGUGCUCUGAGUGCGGGAAAUGCUUCAGUUGGAGCUCAAACCUUUUCAAACAUCAGAGAAUUCACACGGGUGAGAAACCUUAUGGAUGCUCUGAGUGUGGGAAACGCUUCACUGAUAGUUCAACCCUCAUCUCACAUCAGCGAAUCCACAUAGGAGAGACGCCCUACACAUGCUCCGAGUGUGGGAAAACCUUCAAUCAGCGCUCAAACCUUAAUAGACAUCAGAAAAUCCACACGGAUGAGACACCCUACACAUGCUCUGACUGCGGGAAAAGCUUCCAUUAUAGUUCAAACCUUAUCACACAUCAGAGAAUCCAUACAGGAGAGACACCCUACACAUGCUCUGAAUGUGGGAAAAGGUUCAAUCGGAACUCAAACCUUAUCACACAUUGUAGAAUCCACACAGGAGAGACGCCCUACACAUGCUCUGAGUGUGGGAAAAGCUUUAAUCAGCAUUCACACCUUAUCAGACAUUGUGGAAUCCACAGAGGAGAGAUGCCCUACACGUGCUCUGAGUGUGGGAAAUGCUUCAGUCGGAGCUCACACCUUGUCACACAUCGGAGAAUCCAUACAGGAGAGAUGCCCUACACAUGCUCUGAAUGUGGGAAAAGCUUCAAUCACAGCUCAAACCUUAUCAGGCAUCAGAAAAUCCAUAUGAGAGAGAACUGUAAUAAAUGCCUUGACUAGGGCUGGCCAAAGACUAUUUUUUUUAAAAUCACAUUUGCUAAUUUGCACAUAGUGAUCUUUGCACCAUUUUCACCGUAGUCUCUCAGCUCGCCCACAUGAAUUGCCUGCUUCUGCCUUUUGCAGCUCACCCUUCUUUGGGGUCCGUCCUGUGAUCAUUUCUAUCAACUCCUUUCCUUUUGAGUCAUAGGAGUGUGUGUCCCUCCAGCCAGGAAUAUUGAGGGAGAGGUUUGAUCCCAACAAGCUACACUGAGGCAAAAACUACCUGUUCCUUACAUCCACCAGGACUGUACAUGGCCUUGGCUGCUCAAGUUAGUGAUCUUGGUGUAAAAAGACAAUCAUAGUUGUAGUGCAGAUGCAGCCCAGGUGCAGUGGUUGGCAUUAGCUUUCCCCUUGACCUGACCUAAACUCCAUCACUUUUCCUAGUCUAAACAAACCCUGAGCAUCAUGGUUAUACUGUCCCCCCAUUUCAAAGCAAUUGUUAGUCAUCAAGUUCUCCCUUCAGGAACAAAUUGUUUCAUUCCCAGUUGCUCUGAUGUUGCUUCAGGUUGUGCUGGAGAGCAGAUAUUUUUACUACCAUUUUCCUCACUUAAAAUAUACAAAUGGCAGGGAUAGGGGAAAAUGUUAUUUCGCCUCUGUAACAACAGAAGAAGGUAGGGUAAGGCAGAGGGAUCCCCUUAUUCCUCAUCACCAUCCCAAUCCCCCUGUUGUUCAAUUGGUUAGGUCAAUAUUUUUUCUGAAGGGCUGAGAAGAGGAUUCCCUAGUCCUUGGUAGUCCAUCGAUCCGAUGAUGACAAAUCUGUGCAAAUCAUCAGUUGUUGGUCACUUGUAACUAAGCAAAAUACCCAUGCAUUGGUCUCCCAAAGCAGUUGUGGCCCAAGCCCUGCAGGAGGUCGCUCCUGAAGAUAUCUCCUUCCUAGUCAGGUGCGUGUUGCCUAUUAUUUUGGAAAUGCAAUCACUAGCUAGGUAGGGAUGGGAAAAAUGGAAGUGACAUUGCUGUUCAACUCACCCAUGGGAGAUGCUGCUGCAAAUGUGUAGAAAAUGAAAUCUGUGUUGAAUGUGAUAUAGCUGCAGAAAGAAACCUAUUUUUAAUGGAUACCUGACAUUUGGCUUCUUACAGGGAUUCUAAAACGCACCUGAAUUUAGUCCCUAAUUUAAAACUGUGCCACCAGAUUAAAGAAAUAAAAGGACAUAUUUGGGGGAGUUAUACCUCAUUAUCGCUACUGAUAUGUUGGGUGGUUGGUGGGGAAUUCUAUUCCAGAGAAGUGUAAAAUUACUCCAAGUAAGGUCAAAGAUAGACCUUGCAGAUACUAGUGGUUGAUUUUCACCCCAGAGUUGGACGCUAGGGUGACCUGUGGCCCAGGUAAACUAUUUUUAGAAUGCUGCUCCCUAGUUAAGUGGCAGUGAUCACGCUCCUAAAGGAUGCCAUGAUUAAAUUGGAUCCAAAUGGUAAAAGACAGUUGUUCCCAAAGUUUGAUGAAUCAGAGAGAGACAGCUGGUUCCAUGCCUAUGGGUCCCAAUCUGGCUGCCUUGUUGGACAAGAAGCACUUCCAUGCUGGGCAAAUGAUGGUGCCAAUGGGGCAGUAUAUCAGAUUCCAAAUUCAGACUGCAGGAUAUAUGAACGCUGAGUCCAGAGUAUGUGGUUUGGUCUCUUAAUUUUGCUCUUAAUCUAAUGUAUUUCUAUCACUUCUCCACCUCCUGCUACUUUGAAAGAUUAGAAAGUGUGAAAAUAGAGCACAGGUGGUUUUUCUCAUGAUGCAACCUUCCCACGUAGUGUGAGACCCCUUCAACCCACACUUAUGGGAGAAGACCCAGGGAGAUAUGAACUCACAGAAAUGGAAGGCUCCUCGGUUAUUGUAGAAUGUAACUUCACACAAAGCUCACUGGUGGAAUUAAGAGAAAACUGCCCUAUAGGUUUAUAUUUUGUAAUCUUUGAAAAAGUUGUUACCAGCGACAAUGAAAUUAAACGUGAAGUUAAUUAGUGUAACAUAAGAGUCUGAUUAUGUGAUAACUUUCAGUGUUACAAUAUAAUUCAGGUUUUUUUCUAGUUCUCUCCCUGUCCCCUCCUACUAUAUUGGAAAUGGUGGCUAAUCCUGAAAUUAAAAUCUCACUCCAAAAGAAUUAGAGUGGGGGAAUAUGUGAGAGAAAUAGCAUGUACGAGAAUAGAGACCCAAUAUAGACUGUAAUUAUUUCUAUGUGAAAUGGAAUUUAUUUUGAUAAAUUUUAAAAUAAAUCUUUCAUGAAGAGGAAAAUUACUUGAGACAAGAUGUGUAAUCUUUUACCCAGUUAGGUAACAGCCCAGAGUUCCCCAGGUCUCUUGUUUGCAAAGCGAAGAUGUCACAUCAGGCAGGAGAUGUCAAAAUCUAAAAUAGUGAUGGAUGUGUGAUGGUAGCUUUUCUGGGUUGUUUUUUUGGUUUGGUUUUUUAAUUUAAUUUUUGUUUUGUUUUUUUUGCAGCCAGUUAUUUUUAUAGGUGCUGAGGCCCCUUUUCCUUUUGAGCACAACUAUUUAGCCCUCAGGCCUGGCUCUGGAAACCUCCUCAGAACUGGCCUUGUGUUUCUUUCAUUCAUGGGUUAAGUGGGCCUUUCCCAAACUGACAUUGGCCCAAGUCUGCCUCAGUUGAGCUGGAUUGGGACACGUCGGUAUCAAAGGAGUGGUUCACACCUGAUUUGCCCAGAGACUUCGGGGGAGGUAUGGUAAGAUAGGAGAAGUAGGAAUUGACAACAAUGAAGUUAAAGGUAAGGGGGAAAGACCCUCAUCUUGCAGGUCAACAAGCCUGUUCUGUUCAUUCCCUCUGGCACUGGUCACUCUUAGGCAGCGCAUUGGGCUAGAUGGAUGAUUGGUCUGACCCAGUAUGACCAGUUUUCCAUUCUUAUGUUAUAUAAGUCAUCUAUGGCCUUGUCUACACUGGCAAGUUUCUGCACAGUAAACCAGCUUUCUGCCAUGUAACUUCUGAGGUCUACACACUGCCAAGUCACUUAGUGUGCAGAAACUGUGCAGUUGCAGCGCUAUUUAAAAAAAACUCCACCCUGACGAGAGGCUUUCUGUGCCAGGGCUACAGCGCUGCGGUGCCAGUGUAGACACCCUGGUCAA